AGGAUCGUCAAAUCAAAGAUUUCCUCAAUCCAAACAAACAAGUAUGUUUGAUAUCACGUCGCUUGAAUCGAAUCGAGUGUGAAUUUUAUAUAUUUAUCAGACGUAUCUAACCAGGAGCUGUUGCGAUCUACAAAACUCUUUAUAACCCUUCAAUAAAAUUUAAAACUGCAUUUUUUAUAUUUUUUGCUAGCCUGAUGAGAUAAGACGAACUCUUACAGAUAAAAACGCAGACUCUAGUGCAGUAAGUCAUAGCUGAUAUAUAUUGUUGAAGUUUGAAGUAUCAGAGCUUCAUGCCAAAUGUCACGGUUUUACCCGUGAAUCUUCAGGUUUUCGGCCCGAACUCCAGGUCUCAUGGUGGUAUUUCCGCAGGAAAAUGAUUUUUCUUGAUCAAAUUCUGCAUCUUUGACAUACCUGUCACUUUUUUAGACUUUUGUAAUUUUGUAUUCUUUUGUAUUUUAAACUUAAUCCUAAACCUAACCCUAACCCUUACUCUAAUCCUACCCCUCAGGGCCGUAUGCAGGAUUUUUUCACCACGGGGCAGUAAGGCCCAUAUGCCGAAAAAGUCCCAAAUAUCCAAAGAAUAAUUAAUAAUGACAUUCUAAAAAUUGUGAAUAUAGUUUUCUCUAAGGGGGGGGGGGGGCAGCUGCCCCUCUCCCCCGCUGUGUACGGCCCUGCUGCCCCUAAUCGUAAUCCUAACCCUUUCCCUAAUGCAAACCCUAAAAGUCUAUGAUCUUUGAAUGCAAGGAAUAUGAUCUUUCUUUAUAUUCUUUUUCUUCCAAAAAUUAUUUGAGGAACGGAGGUAGGGAUAUAAGAAAUAAAGAUGUUCCAAGAGCGCGUGCCUUUCAAUCUUUACAUCUUCUCCAGUGGCGAAGCUAGCCAUGCUAACUGGUCAUGCCUAGGCCUUAAAAUAUUGGUCGGUCACGGACAUUGUCCGACCCAUUCGUGAAAUUGUCCAAACUGAACUGAAGGUCAUCGGAAUCAUAAUAUAUACAUUUGUCCGACCCAAACUCACUGUCAUGAGACGGCCCUGUUGUGAAAGAUAUUUUAAGGCCAGCAUCCUGUGCUAUAAUAAACCUGCAUCUCAAUAAGUUAGAGAAAAUACAUUUCUAAAGGUUUGCAUGAAUAAUGCAAUCAUUAGAAAUCAUAGCACGACCUGUUGCUAUGGCUAUCUCGCCACUGCUCUUGUUACUUUCUAGCGUAGGAAAUAGCAGUCUAAAGACAAUAUAUAAAAAACACAAAUUUUCGUGCGAAAGGAUUAGUGUCAGGGUCAUGCAUUGCGGGCUUUUGUUAUUGUUUACAUUUUACUCAAAUACAACAAAUAGCGAUAAAAAUACCUUAUUUGGUACAUUUCUGAUAAAAAUCAGACAAAAAGAGCAAGGAUUAUAAAUGGAUGGUUUAAAAAUAUAUGACGGAUUGUAAACACUUUCCAGAUCAUCUAAUCUAUUCGUCCCGAAAAAUGGCCGCCAGCAGGAGUUUGAGCCCGCGAAUUCCUCGUGUGACACUAAUCCUCUUGCGUAUCGUACUAGCGCAUGCCAGCGUAUGAAAAAUACCACUCAUACGCUGGAAAACGCCGACAAACGCUAGGGGUACGUUAGGCAUAGGUUGUAUACUUUUCAAGCACGGUCGCAUACGAUGACAUACGCUGGAAUACGGCGAGGCAGAAACUACUCUAGGCAUACGCUAGAGGUACGCCAGAUGUACGGUACUCAAACGCUGGCGUUUCAAAGGAUUUUUAUGCGCAUGGAAAUUAUUUCAUUAGUUUUCAUACGCUUCUCAUACUUUCUCUCAUACUCAAUAGUGUGACAGGGCCUUUACCAAUGAAUUGCACGGUAAGCAUGCUCUCCACCCACCCCACCCCCCAUUCUGUGUAACUAGGCUCACCUCUAAUGACCUCCAGGGUUUUAAUCCUCUGAACUUGGCAGCUCUGAAAUAUUAGCCAGGAUACUUUACAUCGAAAUGCAUUUUUUACCGGUGGUGCAUAUAUAUAAAGUUUAUAACAAAGAUAUAAAUAUACGAAUGGCACUAAAAUUGAUUUGGAAAUAGUUUUAUUAACAUUAUUUGUGUCGUGUCCUUGUUUCAGGUCGUCUCAAGUCUAAAACAAAAACUUCAUCUGAUGGAACGUAAUGUGAAAGACAAAGAGAAUGAAUUACGGUUAGUAGGAUAAUGAGAUAUCAAUGAAUAGGCCCUAUAUGAAUUGGACACUUCAGUUGUUGCGGUAAUUUCUAAUUAAGUGUUUAAAUGGAUGAACAGGUUCAACAGAAAAACUCAUAAUUAUUGGUAAUGUCGUCAGGUAAGUUAUUUCAUGACACGGCUCCUCUGUGGGAAAAGCCAUUCUUCGCAAAAUUUGUAUUUGGUUUAGGAAGGACUAAUUUACGAUUGUUGCUUCUUAAUGCGUAUAUUCCAUUAUGGUACAUGUCAAGCAUUCGUUUUAGAUAAGUAGGGGUCAUUCCUUUCAAAGACUUAAAUGUCAUCAGUUCUUGGCGCUUCCUAAAUAAAUUUGUUAUUGGCUCCCAUCCUAACCUUUUGAAUAUAGCAGCUGAUCUUGUUUCGUAACCUAGACCAAUAAUAACUUGAGCAGCUCUUUUUGACUCACGGGCAACAUCUGUGAGUCUUUGUGGUUACUUGAGCGUACUUGAGUGUGGGGCAGUUAAACAAUGGGAAAUGACCGGCCUGCUUUACGCGCACUGUUUGCCUGCGAAUCGAGCCCGUUUCAGAACCGGAAAUCGGGCUGGAGCACUCGUUCGUUCUUUUGAUUUGGCACAAGAAGCACGACAAAUGACAAAAUUCGCACGGUGCCCGUUUGCAAAAACAACUACGAACUCCUUUGAUUUGUUAUGUUUGGAACUUAUUAAUCUGCGCGUUGUUGCCAUAAAGGCAUAUUGUUGAACAGUACUGUAAGUAAAGUGUGGUAAAAUCGUGUACUCUCAUGAACUUUUGUCAACUGUGUGCUGGUUCAAAUUUUGAUGAGAGGUUUCGUUACGCGCGCGGCAUAAUCUCUCACCAAUUCUCAUGCAACUCCUGUUCUCGUUUGACCGGGGCACGAGACUUGAGAAAAUUCUCACGCCAAUAUCGUUCCCCAAGCCUGCGAUCCUCGGGAAGGAACGUGAGGUUCUGGGAUAAUCCGUUGCCAGGAGCCAGGAAUCCUGGCUAAAGACCGAAUUGCGCACUCCGUAUCAACGGCCAAUCAGAUUCCUCCCUGAAAUGGAUUAUCCCAGAGCCUCACGUUCCUUCCCGAUGAUCGCAGGCUCGGGGAACGAGAUUGCUCUCAUGCAAACUCUCGCUUGCCUACUCUCAUCAUUUUUCAUCCUCGUUUUCAUCUUGAUGGCUUUAAUUUUUGUUCCAGGAAACUAAAAAGUGAUCUAAAAUCAACGAGCCUUGAUGAACUCCGUAUUCAAAUGGAAACGUACUAUGAAGAAACUCAACGAUUACAAACAGUUUUAUCAAGCGUGUACUCCCAAGUUCCUGGGACGAGAAAUAUUCCCGAUACAAGGUCAGACUGCUGCAGUUUAAUUACCGCAGUUAUGUUAAAGAUGAAUUUGAUUUUUUUAAAAAAACAGGUUUUCAUUAGGAGCAGAGACGGAUGCGGUGUGAGGGAUACAGGAUUUGCGGCAUUUACACUCGAUAUCGAUAUUCGCAUCUGCUCCUGGAACUAGCUUUUGUCUUUUGCCUAAAUGUCUUGUCUAUAUUUUUUGCGAUCUUUCUAAUGGUAUAGUCAAUAUUUAUAGCCUUUUGACAAAGGGCUUUCGCUCGAAUCACCGUUUUAAAUUUUUCAGAUAGUCCAGACACAAAAACGGAACUUUACUGUAGAUCUCACGUUUUUUACUUGAAUGUUUAUUUUAUGGUUUAACAAAGGUAUAACGGAAGUAGAUCAUCAAGCCGAAUGAAUACUCCUCGCCUUGGUGGACUGGGGAGAGUGGACGAUGGACAACUCGAACAGCUACUGGGUAAGCUCAACUUCAUCUUCACGUAUUUAUUGACAUCUGGGUAAGCUCAAUUUCUGCACCUAUUAGUUCGUAAUGUAUUGGAUUUUUAACAUUUUUACAUAUUAAUGUUCAACUAUUCUUAGAUGAGAAUCGAAGGUUAAAAAGUGAAAAUCAAAGUCUGAAGAAGGAUUUACUUUGUGCAAUAGAUGGACAACGCAAAGGCAACACCUCAAAGGAUCGGAACGGUAAACAGUGUAACCCCGUACAGACAGCUAAGUUUUCCUUGACAAGUUUACUUUCCCUUAUGUAUGGUCAACAAGUUUUCCUUGACAAGUUUACUUUCCUUUAUGUAUGGUUAACAAGUUUUCCUUGACAAGUUUACUUUCCCAUGUAUGGUCAACAAGUUUUUCUUGACAAGUUUACUUUCCCUUAUGUACGGUCAACAAGUUUUCCUUAAAAAUGUUACUUUCCCUUAUGUAUGGUCAACAAGUUUUCCUUGACAAGUUUGUUUUCCUUUAUGUAUGGUCAACAAGUUUCCCUUGACAAGUUUACUUUCCCUUAUGUAUGGUCAACAAGUUUUCCUUGACAAGUUUACUUUCCCUUAUGUACGGUCAACAAGUUUUCCUUGGCAAGUUUACUUUCUCUUAUGUACGGUCAACAAGUUUUCCUCGACAAGUUAGCUUAACUCAAGCUAUUAUUUAAAUUUAAAGCAGCAUUUUCCCCUCUGCAUUUAAUGCGCUUGCACGUUUUAUUUGAUAUGUUGAUUCGAGUUUAUUUAGGGAUCAUAAGUUUCACCAUUUUCACAAGUACACAGAGAGCACAUGGGUUUCGGUGGCGAAGCGGUUAGCGCACUUGCCUUUCACCUCUAAGGCCGCAGGUUCAAAUUUCAGUGAGAACUUCUCAAUGUGACUCGAACCCAGUCCUCAUGUGAAAAGAGUAAAAGUCGACGCUCUGCCGAAAGUCGUGGGUUUUCUCCGGGUACUCCGUAUUUCCUCCCACAGGGAAAGUUGACAUGAGUGGGUUAGGCACAUAGGUUUCCAGAGGACCACGGAGUCAUCAGUAUUCGUACUGUCAAGUGUCAUCCUCUAUAAAUAGAGUCUCUCUCUCCUCUAUAAAUAAAGUCUCUCUCUGUGUUCGACUGCCCCUCACACAUCAUACUUUUAAAUGUUGAGCCUCACGAAUGAUCAUAGUGGAUCUAUAUCAUUGACAUUUUACAAGGCGUACGUUGAUCUGAAGAUGAUUUAGAUUCAAAGUAAAAAAUUUACUCUGGUCUUAAAUGUGCUUUAUGAAUCAAAACAGGUUCUCAAACACUUAAUAGUCGGAAUUGCAUUCGUCCUAUUAUUGCUGAUAAAUCAGUUGCUAAAGGUUUAUCCCCUUAAUAAAUUUACAGUUGGUUUAAUGUAAUGAAGUAUUACUUUUCCUUCAGUUGACUAUGCUGAUAUGAAUCGUCUGCAAAUGUUACAGAAAAUCGGUGAACUUGAACAAGUACGUAUUGAGUGAAAGGAAAUAUUGUAAGGGGGAUUUGUUAUUGUAUGGUUUUGUUACUGAGUAAUUUAUUUUAAGAUUUUUUAAAUAAUACAGAUUUAUUCUCUAUUUCUCUUUCACCAAAAAUUUAUUCUGAAAUCUGUAGUUACUGGAGGAUGGCAAAGGCAAACAGAAGAAUGAACCAAAGGAAUCCAAAAAACAUUCUCUUGGUAGGAAACGUAUUUGUGCAUGCGCACCGUAGGACGUUGCAGCCUUUGCGAUGUUUUAGCCACUGAUAAUGGACGCUUGAUGCUCUUUUAUUUCCGUCCAGGUGACGAUCACGAAACAGAAGUUCGUAAACAGCGGGAAGUUAUUGAAAAUCUCAAGCAGGACAGAGCACAUUACCGCGAAGAAGUCGAAAAACUUAGGUUGGUUUUAUAUUGGCAAUUUUUAUAG
Messenger RNA from Paramuricea clavata, 5843 nucleotides. The record is from the annotation of a GenBank genome assembly. NCBI's taxonomy places the organism in Eukaryota, Metazoa, Cnidaria, Anthozoa, Malacalcyonacea, Plexauridae.